Molecule: messenger RNA, 1966 nt
Organism: Phyllotreta striolata
Lineage: Eukaryota; Metazoa; Arthropoda; Insecta; Coleoptera; Chrysomelidae
Source: the annotation of a GenBank genome assembly
AUGGAAAGUCAAGAGUCUGUGGUAUCUGUAACUGUACCUUCAAGUGUGCAAGAAUUGUACGCUUCAAAAUGCACCAAGUGUAAUCGACCCUUUGUGGGUGCAAGUGCUAAUCAACUUGAGAAUGAAGUACUCGAAAUUGUUCACUCGUCGACGGAAUUCCGCGUCGGAAGGCUGGAGGUAAAUCAUUUGCGCAUUAUUAAACCGAUUUUUAACCGCGAUUUCCCGAUCGGCAGAUUAGUGUUCGAGGAACUGAAGGAAUCCGGCGCUCCCGAGUACAUUUCCAUCGCUAAGAUCAAGAAGAAAUGGAUGAACUUGAUGACUAGAUAUAGGCAAAUAAAAAACACCACUUUGAAUCCCGAAACGAUAACGUGGCCUUAUUUCGAGCAAAUGGACAGGGCUUUCGGUAAAGAAACCGAGUCGGAUUUAAACGGGAAAUUCGUCGAUUCUUCGUUGAAUCAAUCGAUUAUCAACGAAGAGCGUCAAUCCUUCAUGAAGAAGCUUAUAGAAUUGCGAUAUAGACAUAGGCAUUUAUUCACCGGAAGAAAAUACACAGCGAGAGACGGUUGGAUGAUAAUCCAGUCCCUCCUGCAAUGCCAGGGCAAGUAUUCGAUAGACCAAUUGAGCAAAUGCUGGCAGAAUUUAGUGCAACGUUACAAGCAAUUGGCCAGGGGCGAGUCCUCGCAGAACAUAACGUGGCCCUAUUUCGAGUACAUGCACAAGUGGUUCCAAGACAACAAACUGCAAGACGCUAAACUGGAAAUGGACGUCGGAGAAAUCAUAGAAAGCGAGAAUAAAGACGACGAAAAAGACGAGGCGGACGUCGGGGAAACCCGCAACGGCUCGAUGGAAUUCCAAACUAAACACAACCUCUCUUUAGACCGAAUCAAAAUUCAAUUACUGACCGAAAUUAAAGCGCAACAAGAGAAAUACCAUUCGGUCGUUAUGGAAUCCCUAAAGAACGUCACUAGUCAAAUAAGCAGCUUAAAACACAAUUUGUCGAGUAUACCCGUAGAUGAUAAGGAUGUAGAAUAACGCAUUAAACGAAACAAACGUAUAUUUACCCGGUCUAAAUGAUUCACAAAUUCACAACAUUCAUAAAAACUUUAAUUAAAUUUAACUAGAAUGGAACGUGAAUUGAAAUACUAAAUUUCUAAUGCUGCUAGAGACUGUUUUAUAUCCUCGAUGGCGCUUUUUUCGGAAUACUUCUGUUUGAUUUCCUUGAGCACCCACUCGAGGAUUUUCUGAGCCGAAUCCUUUUUCUUGCCGGACACCAGCUUCUGAGUAUUCAACAUUGCAGAUGUCGUCUAAACAAAUAAAUAGUUUCGUUUAUACGUUCAUACUUAACAGGGUAUUAUCCAAUUUACCAAGUAUAUUCCAUACAAGGCCCUCAUAUUUCUGGGAUUCAGUUUGAGUGAUUGGUAGUAGUAAGUUCUGGCUAUUUCUAUGUUUUCUAAUCCACCUUGACUGUACUUUAUAUCGGCGUAUCUUUGGUGCAGUAAAUGAUUAUGGGGAUUGUGCAGGAUUAAUUCCUCGACACAAAAGGCGGCUUUGCCAUAAUCGAAUUCGCUAAUAUACAAUUCGCUGAGCUCUUGCCAUGCCUCUAUAUCCGCCAUGUAACUAAAACAUAUACGAAUAUAAAUACUUAUUUACAAGUGAUUUUUAUCGAUUAUUACACUUUCAAGUAGUCCGUCAGCUCUUUGAUUGCAUCGGAGUUCUUGACGAAAGCUUUGCAAAUGGCGAUUUUCCUUUUUCGAGCGGAACUGUUGGUGGGGUCUUGCUUAAUGACAUUGUUUAGUAUGAUGAGUGCAUUGGAAUGGUUGUCGUUGGCUUCGUUUAACAUAGAUUCCAAUAUCUGAACCCUGCAACUGUUCGGGAAUUCGACGUAGAGCUCUUUUAUGCAGGAUUCCGCGAUAUUUAAGUUAAAUGUAUCCAGUGCAGCUAUACAAACUUGUUCUAAAAUUACGUG